This is a messenger RNA of Photinus pyralis (common eastern firefly), 1107 nucleotides long. RefSeq lists its product as uncharacterized. Lineage: Eukaryota; Metazoa; Arthropoda; Insecta; Coleoptera; Lampyridae. The record is from RefSeq and is a predicted model, not a curated record. The coding region runs from base 28 to 1053 and encodes 341 amino acids. The transcript is spliced from 6 exons.
UUACAGCUGUCAUCACACAACUCUAAAAUGCCUGAACCUUUAAUAUGCACUAGCAAUACUUUGGGCAAUAUCGAUUAUGGAAUUCCAAUUGUCGCAAAUAAGGCUUCUGAUUUUCGAACAUCAACCGGACUGUAUCAUAGGCUUAUUCCAAAUGUAGCUCAGGAGUUUGACUGUAGAGUGAAGGCAAGGAUCAAACCAGAGUUAAACAAAUCUAACGUUGUUGUACGUGAUGAAUCCUCCAAAUCGACCUACACAAAUGCGCACCAUUGGAAAUUUCCAGACAAGUCCGUCGUAAGGCAUUUCCCUGUACCGAUGAACUCGUCGGACAUUUCCUACAUUCGGGGAGCCCAGGAAAAGUGUUUUAGGAAGCCACCACCGGUUAAACCGACGAAAAUUUCGGAAAUGAAAGAAUCCUUUUACCCUUCGUAUGUCAAGUCUUGUUCCGAAGAGGUGCGCCCUCCCGAACCGUAUGCGAAAUGCGAAAUACGAGGGUUGGGAAGGGACGAACAACCGGCGAUCCGUCCUGAAGAGAAAGGAUCUUGGAAAUUAAUGGAUCCAUAUCUUACAACGUCUCGAUCUACCUAUCUACCUUUCACAGUUAAUCAGCAAAAUGGUGUCGCAAAGAAAGACAUUGUGACCUAUUAUGAUGCUUCCAACUUUCCUAAGGUGAAGGGGUUCGGUCCUCGGAAUGGUCCCGCCAUUGAUCCACUGGAGCCUAAAAGGAAAGUUCCGAUGUUAGAUCGAAUGCCAUUUAAAAAACAACCAUUCGAAAGACGACUCUAUGUUCUAUCAAAAACAGUCCCAAAUUUUGGGAAGAAGUCCGAGAUGAAAGCCAACUUUGUUGGUCAGUCCUUUUCCGAUAUGAGCCCUUAUUUACACCAGUGUGGAGUAGAAUUUCCUUGCUCGUUAUCGAAUGCAAGCGCGUGGCAAAAUUUGGCGCCCCCUGGAAUGUACUGUACUGAAUAUUGUCAUAUUGGAAGCGGAUGGCCAGUGAAUAGCAUUGUGGAUUAUGGAUUACCACCGGAAUAUGUAAAACACAAACAGUGUUGUUGAAAUUAAAAUAUAUAGUCAAUUUUUUGGGUUAAAUGUAAUAAAAUUUACAUUAAA